AACCAGCUUCUUAUUCUAGAGGAAGUAGGAGGUGUAACCAGGAAAAAAGAAAAAGGGUAGGAGGUGGAAGAAAGAAGAGGGUGCGAGACAAUGGCUUCUGAGAAAAGCAAGAUAUUAAUAAUUGGAGCAACUGGGUACCUCGGAAAAUACAUGGUGAAAGCAAGCAUAUCAAUGGGUCAUCCGACCUAUGCUUACGUUCGCCCACUCGGUUUAAACACCAACCUUUCCAAGCUACAACUCCAUGAGGAGUUCGAGUCCUUGGGAGUCACUCUAUUUCAAGGAGAGUUAGAUGAGCAUGAGAGGCUUGUCUCGAUACUUAAACAAGUAGAUGUCGUGAUUUCAACUCUUGCAGUUCCUCAACAUCUAGAUCAACUCAAAAUAAUUACCGCCAUGAAAGACGCAGGCAAUAUAAAGAGGUUUGUUCCAUCAGAAUAUGGCAACGAAGUGGACAGGGUGAGUGGGCUGCCUCCCUUCGAAGAAAUCCUUGAAAACAAGCGGAAGAUAAGAAGAGCGACGGAAGCAGCAGGACUGCCCUACACUUUUGUGUCAGCUAAUUCAUUUGCAGCUUAUUUUGUGGAUUACCUUCUUCAUCCACAUGAAAAUCCUAAAGAAUUCAUUAUUUAUGGAAGUGGUAAAGCCAAGGCUGUAUUGAAUUAUGAGGAAGAUGUUGCAGCAUAUACGGUGAGAGCAGCAACUGAUCCAAGGGUCAUGAAUCGUGUCAUAAUUUACAGACCACCAGAAAACAUUGUGUCUCAGUUAGAUUUGAUAUGUUCGUGGGAGAAGAAGACUGGGCGAACCUUAAAAAAGAAUCAUGUGCCAGAGGAAGAAAUUGUGAAGCUGUCUGAGGUUCUGCCUUACCCAGAAAACAUUCCAGUAUCUAUUUUGCACAACAUAUUCAUCAAAGGUGAUCAGAUGAGCUUUGAACUGACAGCAGAGGAUCUAGAGGCCUCCAGUUUAUACCCUGACUACAAGUAUACUUCAGUAGACAACCUCCUUGACAUGUGCUUGGUUACCCCUCCCAAGCCUAAAUUAGCAACAUUUGCAUGACCUGAUCCUGAUGUUAUUAGGACACAGCGAGUACUUUCGUCUUCUUUUUCUUUAUUUUCUCUAUCACUGUGUGUGCAAAAUAAGAGGCUACUCUUGGCUCAGGGAUCGCAUCACAUGGUGCUUAAUUGCGAAAGGCAACUGUCUCCUUUGGUACCUCAUCCACGGCUUUUUUUUUUCACUUAAAUAUGUUAAAUAAAAAUUUAUAUUUCUGGAUAUAA
Ricinus communis (castor bean) is the source of this 1265-nucleotide messenger RNA. Its product is annotated as isoeugenol synthase 1. NCBI's taxonomy places the organism in Eukaryota, Viridiplantae, Streptophyta, Magnoliopsida, Malpighiales, Euphorbiaceae. Gene Ontology annotation, molecular function: oxidoreductase activity. The transcript is spliced from 5 exons. Bases 91 to 1047 code for a protein of 318 amino acids. The record is from RefSeq and is a predicted model, not a curated record.